This is a messenger RNA of Pipistrellus kuhlii (Kuhl's pipistrelle), 2873 nucleotides long. It is a transcript of the gene ZKSCAN8, whose product is annotated as zinc finger with KRAB and SCAN domains 8. NCBI's taxonomy places the organism in Eukaryota, Metazoa, Chordata, Mammalia, Chiroptera, Vespertilionidae. Gene Ontology annotation, molecular function: DNA-binding transcription factor activity, RNA polymerase II-specific; RNA polymerase II cis-regulatory region sequence-specific DNA binding. The transcript is spliced from 6 exons. Gene Ontology annotation, biological process: regulation of transcription by RNA polymerase II; central nervous system development. The record is from RefSeq and is a predicted model, not a curated record. Gene Ontology annotation, cellular component: nucleus. Bases 243 to 1976 code for a protein of 577 amino acids.
GGCGCGCUGACGGCUGGAGUCCCCCAGCUGGUGCGGAAGUUGGGCCGGAGGGCCUGGUGGGUGCUGCUCUCGUCCCUUUUUUGCCGGUUCUCCCCGGUCCGCCCGCCGCCCGCGGUCUCCCUGCCCCGCGUGGGCCGCGCCGGAGCUCGAAGUCCUUUAAAGAAGAGGCCCUCAGAAGGUCCUUCUUUUAAGAAAAUAAAGACGGUGGUGGACGCAAGUCUCCUCAUCUUUCCCAGCCCUACAUGGCUGAAAAAUCAAGAAAGUCUUUAGCCCCAUCUCCAUCCGACCAGGCUCCUGAAGAGGACCUUGUAAUUGUCAAGGUCGAGGAAGAUCAUGGCUGGGACCAGGAAUCCAGCCCACAUGAACACAACCCUCCUGGCCAAGAGCUGUUCCGCUUGCGAUUCAGGAAGCUGUGCUACCAGGAGACACAAGGACCCCGGGAAGCUCUGAUCCAACUCCGGGCACUUUGCCAUCAGUGGCUGAGGCCAGAUUUGAACAGCAAGGAGCAGAUCCUGGAGCUGCUGGUGCUGGAGCAGUUCCUGAGCAUCCUGCCCAUAGAGCUGCAGGCCCUGGUGAAGGAACAUCAGCUGGAGAGUGGGGAGGAGGUGGUGACCUUAUUGGAGGAUCUGGAGAGGCAGAUUGACAUCCUAGGACGGCCAGUCCCGGCUCAUGCACAUGGUCACAGGAUCCUCUGGGAGGAGGUAGUGCACUCGGAACCCGCACCAGAGCCUCCAGAUGCUCCACUUCAGCCUCCGGCAACCGGGCACAUGGCUCCUGAGCUCCACGGGCCCUGGGACAGAGCUCUAUCUGCUUCUCACAGUCCCACCCCUUCCCAGAAAGGAAGUCCUGGAAACCAGGUGGCUGCGUCACUUCUAACUGCAGGGCUCCAGACUCUGGAGAAGAUUGAAGACAUGGCUGUAUCCCUGAUUCGAGAGGAGUGGCUUCUUGAUCCAUCACAGAAGGAUCUGAAGAGAGAUGACAGGCCAGAGAGUUACAGAAGCAUGUUCUCCCUGGGUGGUGAAACCAGGAAUGAGAACAAGGAAUUGGCUUCAAAACAGGUAAUAUCUACCGGAGCCCAACUACAUGGAGAGACAGCAGCCAAAUGCAACGGGGAUCUUAUCGGGGGUCUUGGGCGUGGAGAAGCCCAAGACCUUCUGGGCAGAUUAGAGAGGCAGCGGGGGAACCCCACCCAGGAGAGACGACAUAAAUGUGAUGAAUGUGGAAAGAGCUUUGCCCAGAGCUCAGGCCUUGUUCGUCACUGGAGAAUCCACACUGGGGAGAAACCUUAUCAGUGUAAUGUGUGUGGGAAAGCCUUCAGUUACAGGUCAGCCCUUCUUUCCCAUCAGGAUAUCCACAACAAAGUAAAACGCUAUCACUGUAAGGAGUGUGGCAAAGCCUUCAGUCAAAACACAGGCUUGAUUCUUCACCAGAGAAUCCACACUGGGGAGAAGCCGUAUCAGUGCAAUCAGUGUGGAAAGGCGUUCAGUCAGAGUGCGGGCCUCAUUCUGCACCAGAGAAUCCACAGUGGGGAAAGACCCUAUGAAUGUAAUGAGUGUGGGAAAGCCUUUAGUCAUAGCUCACACCUCAUUGGACAUCAGAGAAUCCACACUGGGGAGAAACCCUAUGAGUGUGAUGAGUGUGGGAAAACCUUCAGGCGGAGCUCACAUCUUAUUGGCCAUCAGAGAAGCCACACUGGGGAAAAACCCUACAAAUGCAAUGAGUGUGGGAGGGCCUUCAGUCAAAAGUCAGGCCUUAUUGAGCAUCAGAGAAUUCACACUGGAGAAAGACCCUAUAAAUGCAAAGAAUGUGGGAAAGCUUUCAAUGGGAACACUGGCCUCAUUCAGCAUCUGAGAAUUCAUACAGGGGAGAAGCCCUAUCAAUGUAAUGAGUGUGGGAAAGCCUUUAUUCAGAGGUCCAGUCUCAUUCGACAUCAGAGAAUCCACACUGUAGAAAAAUCUGAGUCUAUAGGAGUUUAGGGGAAAUUUGAAUCAUAGUUUGGGCAUUAUUCAACAGUAAAGGAACCACAUGCUGUGCAAGGUCCUUCAGUGCAGUAAAAAGGCAGAAAGUUUGUAAUCUUGAACUGAUGCAGGGUCAGCAUCUUAACGGGGGCAGUUAGAAUAGCUCUUGAGUACUUUGGGCCCAGCGUCUCAAUGCAGGUGGGUUAGCUUGACUGUCCUGGAGGUGUCUGGUGGCCCAGCAUACCCCUUAGAAGCUUAAAGAGUGAGUUGCUAGUGGCUUGAGGAACCUAACACCAAACUUUGUCUUCUGUCUUAGUAGCUGUAGAUUUAAGUCAGUUUGCUCCUGGCUCCUGCUUGCUCUCACUCUCUGGCCCCCUCCCCAGUUAGUCUCCUGGAGGGGCAUGUGUGUGCUCCUCAACCAAGGAAGCUUGCUUUAGAGUUCAAAGCAGCCUCUUUGAGACUUAGUGUAUAUUUAUCUUUCUAAGAUUCUAGUUCUAGGGAGAAUUUUACAGACAGGUAUUCAAGCUUAGGUGUGCAUUUUCUUCUAAUGUUCCUGGUAAUCAGUGAAGUGCAUAUUCUCAUUCACACUCAGAAUGCUGUAUUUUUAACAGCACUCCAGCAUUUUGUUCAUGUCACUUUCACUGACUCCAUUGAGUCACUAAACACCACAAGUGUCCUCCACCCCCAGCCCCAGGCCCUGAGUCGGCCAAGGAAGUGAUGCCUUAGUGAUGGUUGUGGGCUGUGCAAAGGAAGGUGAGUGCAGACAGUCCACCUGCUCUUGAGCUUGGAUGGUUGCCCCUUGUGGUGACAUCUGGCCAUCCUUCCCACCUCCCUACGCACGCUAUGGUACAGACGGCUGCUUUACACCAUUCUAGUUAUGGUGUCACAUGGGAGCCUGUGGGCUUGAGGAAGGCA